CCACUGCAACCCGCCCGGCAGCCGGCCGUCCUGACCGUUGCCAGGCGGGCCUCCAGCGGAAAAUGGCACCAGCCUGAGGGGCGAUUGUCCGACUCCGGCUGUAGCAAGUCUCCCCGCCGUCGCCCCUCCGACGAGAACAUAAAUCCCCUCCUCCCUCGUUUCCCCUCUUCUUUUUUUCUUCUUCCCUCUUCAGACUUUCUUUCUCCCACACUUAUACCCUGUUUAGAUACCCACUAAAAGUUCCUCCUUCAAAAUGUCUAACCUUCCCCGUGAGCCCGAGUUCGAGCAGGCCUACAAGGAGCUUGCCUCCACCCUUGAGAACUCCACUCUCUUCCAGAAGAACCCUGAAUACCGCAAGGCUCUCGCCGUCGUCUCCGUCCCCGAGCGUGUCAUCCAGUUCCGUGUCGUCUGGGAGGACGAUGCUGGCAACGUUCAGGUCAACCGUGGUUUCCGUGUCCAGUUCAACAGCGCCCUCGGCCCCUACAAGGGUGGUCUCCGUUUCCACCCCUCGGUCAACUUGUCCAUCCUCAAGUUCCUCGGUUUCGAGCAGAUCUUCAAGAAUGCUCUCACCGGCCUGAACAUGGGUGGUGGUAAGGGUGGUUCCGACUUCGACCCCAAGGGCAAGUCCGACAACGAGAUCCGUCGCUUCUGCGUUUCCUUCAUGACCGAGCUGUCCAAGCACAUCGGUGCCGAUACCGAUGUUCCCGCUGGUGACAUUGGUGUCACCGGUCGCGAGAUCGGCUUCCUCUUCGGCCAGUACCGCAAGAUCCGCAACCAGUGGGAGGGUGUUCUCACCGGUAAGGGUGGCAGCUGGGGUGGUUCCCUGAUCCGCCCUGAGGCCACCGGCUACGGUGUUGUCUACUACGUCGAGCACAUGAUCGCCCACGCCACCAACGGCCAGGAGUCUUUCAAGGGCAAGCGUGUUGCCAUCUCCGGUUCCGGUAACGUCGCCCAGUACGCCGCUCUCAAGGUCAUCGAGCUCGGCGGUUCCGUCGUCUCCCUCAGUGACAGCCAGGGUUCCCUGGUCAUCAACGGUGAGGGCAGCUUCACCCCCGAGGAGAUCGAGGCCAUUGCCCAGAUCAAGGUUGAGCGCAAGCAGCUCGCCAGCAUCGUCGGUGCCGCUCCCUUCAACGACACCAACAAGUUCAAGUACAUCGCCGGUGCCCGCCCCUGGGUUCACGUCGGCAAGGUCGACGUUGCCCUCCCCUCCGCCACCCAGAACGAGGUUUCCGGUGAGGAGGCCCAGGCUCUCAUUGACGCCGGUGCCAAGUUCAUCGCCGAGGGUUCCAACAUGGGUUGCACCCAGGAGGCUAUCGACACCUUCGAGGCCCACCGUCAGGCCAACGCCGGUGCUGCCGCCAUCUGGUACGCUCCCGGUAAGGCCGCCAACGCCGGUGGUGUUGCUGUCUCCGGUCUGGAGAUGGCUCAGAACUCUGCUCGUCUCAGCUGGACUGCUGCCGAGGUUGACGCUCGUCUCAAGGACAUCAUGCGCGACUGCUUCCAGAACGGUCUCCAGACUGCUCAGGAGUACGCUACUCCCAAGGAGGGUAUCCUGCCUUCCCUGGUGACUGGUUCCAACAUUGCCGGUUUCACCAAGGUGGCUGCUGCCAUGAAGGACCACGGUGACUGGUGGUAAAUGUUUCUCUGAUGUGUGAUGAUAAUGUUUGUUUUUAGCGCGUGAUAGAGGCGCCGGUGUUUCGGACCUAGAUGGAUCAUAUGAUACCUUUUGCUGUGCUUG
Messenger RNA from Aspergillus ibericus CBS 121593, 1738 nucleotides. Its product is annotated as glutamate dehydrogenase. The coding region runs from base 254 to 1636 and encodes 460 amino acids. Lineage: Eukaryota; Fungi; Ascomycota; Eurotiomycetes; Eurotiales; Aspergillaceae. The transcript has 4 exons. The record is from RefSeq and is a predicted model, not a curated record. Gene Ontology annotation, molecular function: L-glutamate dehydrogenase (NADP+) activity. Gene Ontology annotation, cellular component: cytosol.